UUCCUUUUGGGGGAGGAGUGAGGUCAUUCUGAAUGGUAAAAUCAGCAGAACUAAACAGCCUAUUUAGUUAUUUUGCUCCUGUCCAUCGGCCCCUGCUCUCUUACAUUUUCUCUGUCCCACUGCGUCAGGCCUGGUUUUUGUUUUUUCCUGUAAAUGGUGAAACUCUGCCCCGGCUCGGUGACCUGUAGCCCGGCCCUGUGGGAGUAUUCUCUUCCCUCUACUCCUCUUGGCCUCACCUUCUCAUCCCCCCCCCCCUUCUUCUUCUUUCCUUGGUAAUUGCUCUAAGGGAUGGACCUGCCCCCCAGACACAAGGACAAACCCAGGCAAGGCAUCUCAGUUCAAGUCAGAGUAAAUGUGAUUGGCGUUGAGCGGGGUGGGUGGUUUGAUUUUCAUCUUGUGUACUUUACUUCACGUGACGUUUGGUCUUUGUUUGGGACAGUUUAAAUUUGAUCGGGUCGAUAUUUUCAUUGACACUUCAUUUUAAGAGUAAACAUUAAUUUGGACUUUUUGAGGAUUUGACUCUUGGCUUCAGAUUAUUGAUUUCAGAUUAUUUCUAAGCAUUAAUAAAUUACUCCUGCCACCAUGCCGGUCCGAAUCAUGUGCACCAUCUCCUUCUCGGCCGAUGACGAGCCAGGCCGAGGAUGUGGUAAAGAUGGUUUUGAUGACCACUACAAGCGCGUAAAUAAGAAUUACGGGGACGGGGACUCUCAGGACUACCUGGAUGGGUGUAGCCAGGUGGAUGAUUACAAUGACGAGGAGGACGAUGACGGCGGAGUGGACGACCUGGCCACUUUCUUCAGCGGGUGCUCUCUCCACGGCGCCAAUCAUGUGUUCGUGGAGGACAAGAAGUUUGGUAUCCGUCAGGGUCUGUGGGCGGUGAUCUUCACCAUGGCCCUGUCCGCUUUCUUGUUCCAGGUAGUCGACAGGGUCAUAUACUAUCUCCAAUAUGACUACAUCACCAUGCUGGAUGAAAAACUGGCCAAGAACAUGACCUUCCCGGCUGUCACCAUAUGUAACUACAACUUUGUUCGGAAGUCUCAGAUGAGCUACAGCGACUUGAUUUUCAUGGGCCCUCUGCUGGGCUUCGAGGAAGGCAUGGCACCGGGGUUUCCUCUCGCCCCGGAGCCGGACCGCCCGCCGGGCUCUCGCUUCAGCCUGGAUGAGUUCUACACCCGCACUCGACACCGCAUUGACGAAAUGCUGCUGGAGUGUAACUUCAGAGGGUUAGAGUGUGGCCCAGAGGACUUCAUGGAGGAGGAAGAAGUCACCGGGAGCCAAAUCUGGCAAGUUGGGGCCGUUGGGAACUGAUGAUUGUGCUGGCGUGACCAAAUAACCCAGUUUCCAUCACGCCACAGUUCAGGUGGUUCGUACUGAAUAUCCUCCCUCAGAUGCCUCAGAAUGGUGCAGGAAAACAUCAGCAUGAAACACCUUCUUCUGUCUUGGAGACAGUGGACUCUUCCACAGUUUGGUGUCUGGAUCAUCACCUCUCGUCACCAGUGAUGAUCCUCCACAUGAAGGUUGGUUGUCUCAGGCCUGUUGAUGGAGAUCCUCCCAGACUUUGACACUGAAAUCACAAACAUGUGUAACACAGGUCCAAAUGUUGAUAAUCCAACAUAAUUCAGAAUAAACCACACUUACUGCUCACACCGACUACGCUGCACCCUUCAUUUGCAGUCUGAGCUUUUUGAUCGCAGCUCAUUAGUGUGAAGCAUGUUGGUCUCGUGCAGUAGACCAGAGUUUGUGCCCUGUCACUGAACCCAAACACAGACCAUGGACUCAGAGUAAGACAGGAGAGAGUUUCUUGUCUGCUCUCAGGGAGUGAAGGUGAAUGGAGGUGAGGAUUACAGCAGGUGAAGGCAGAGGGCAGAGGGAAGCUGGUGGCUGUCGAAGCAGAGCAGAGAUGAAGGCAGGGCUGUGAGCGUGACUGGAUGACUGAUCGGCAGGCAGGCAGGCAGCGAUCCUGUGGCACAUGGGGACAAGGAUUAGUUCAGUGAUCAAAACAACACGAGAGCCACAGCUUAGCAUGCACAGUUUGACGUGUCCUGAGAGCAUGAUGUACCACGCUGUCUGAAACAACGAUGUGAUGAUGAGUGGAUGAAGGAAGGGUUAAACGAGAAUUGUAGAGUAGAUGAACUGCAGGUUCACCUGGUUCACCUUUGACCACCCAUGUUUGGUGCAGGUGUGAGAUGGAGUUCUCAGUGUGUGAGGGUUGUUACUAACAUGUUGGGCAUGCUCAGUUGCAGUUUCACCCGCAGAUGAAGUGGUUUAUAAUCUGACUGAUUGUCCUGUGACCCUGACAGAUUAGCGGUGUAGAUAAUGGAUGUAUGUUAGAUCAUCUUUUGUACUGACAGCACCGUGUUCCCAGAUCACAGAAAUUACUCAAAUUACAAGAAGCUGGAUUUAUCUAAGGCUAGAAGUGGCUUUGGCUAAGAACACCUCGAUCAUGCUGCUUUUCCUCUCUCACUCACACCAUGUCUUUCUCCUCUCUUCUCCCUCAGUCACACAGUAAACUACACACUGUAGCCAAAGGUUGGAGCAGAGAGUAAGGAUCAGGUCUGCAUGGUGUCCAGCUUUUACUGUGGACUGGGACACAGUCUGAUGGUGACCAACUGAGCAUGAACCACCACUUAACCGACACCCUGAGAGACAGAUAGAGAGAGAGAGAGCUGGUAAAACACUUUGUCAAUGGAGCAUUCAGCCUCUGUCGCCUGUGUUGACACAUGCUGCCCUCAUCAGGGCCAAACUGGGCCACAGCAGGGUCAGAAAUCCCAUUAAACCUCUGUUAGGCUCUCUGGGACUUCGGGAGAUGCUCUAAAGACGAGCUAUAUGCUUUGCAUUCAUUUAUCAGCAGCAUCUUGACCUUUUUUGUUUUCUCCAUAACAUUUCACAUCUUUCACUGAAACAUAUCAGGGAAUUGACAGGAGGGAAUGUCAGCCAGUUUGCUUACACCUGAGUGUCACCAAAAUGUUAAACACACUGAACUUUUUUCUUUUCUUCCAGCUUUGAAUCUGCAUCGUUUAAAAUUCAACUAAUGAAAGAAACUCCAAUCUCUACAGUAUUACUUUCUCUAAUGCAGUGUUCAAUUUAGAAGACGAAUACAAACAGGCAGCAGGGAUUAUGGUGCAUGUGUGUGGGGUUGUGUAUGUGUGUGUGCCCAUAGGUGUGUGUGUGUGUGUGAGAGAGAGAGAGAGAGAGAGUGACAUGUUUGAUAAGGAAGACAAAUGGUCUGUAGCUACUGAGGCCAAUGAUUUCAUUC
Messenger RNA from Lates calcarifer (barramundi perch), 3256 nucleotides. RefSeq names its product acid-sensing ion channel 1B. Bases 583 to 1308 code for a protein of 241 amino acids. The record is from RefSeq and is a predicted model, not a curated record. Gene Ontology annotation, biological process: sodium ion transmembrane transport. The transcript is spliced from 2 exons. Gene Ontology annotation, cellular component: membrane. Lineage: Eukaryota; Metazoa; Chordata; Actinopteri; Centropomidae.